AUGUGUCCAUUUACUGAUCCAAAACAGUUACCCUGUUUGCACAGUUUCUGUCUUCAAUGCCUGAACGAUAUUCAGCGAUCGAGCGGCGUCCAUGGCCAAAUUACAUGCCCCGAGUGCAGGAGACAGUUUCAGAUCCCUGGAAGUGGAACUCCCAGCGAACUUCCCACCAAUUUUCGCAUAAACAGUUUGCUAGAUGUCCUGACAAUUAAAGAGUGCAGUACAGCUAACGUGAUAUGUGGAAACUGCGACAAGCGGAGCGCACAGACCUUAUAUUGUUUCCAGUGUUGUUCUUUUUGGUGCGAGGAGUGUAUUUUAGGACAUAACAUAAUACGCACUAAUAAAGACCACAAGACGCUGGCACUGAAAGAUUUUCAAGAUCAAGACAUCGAGGCCGUGUUACAACGACCAGCAUUUUGCCAGAAGAAACACCAUGAAAAAAAAGAGCUCACAUUUUUUUGUAAGGACUGCAAAGUCGCCAUUUGCAACACUUGUGCUGUAACACUUCAUGACGGCCACGGAAAGAUGCUCUUGCAAGAAGCUACAGAUGCGCGCAAGACGCAGAUCAGCUCCGUGAUUAAAUCUUUAAAAGACAAGGCACUGGAAAAACGAAAGGAAAUCGAUGAAUUAAAGAAAAAGGGCAUGGACAUUCAAGACCAAGUAGCCGAAGUCAAAAGCCACGUGAAGGGGAAUGAAGACCAAAUGAUUGCAAUCAUCGAAGGGAGGAAACAAAAUGUUUUUGAUGCAGUCGAUAACGAAGCGAAAAAAUCACUGGAAACAUUCUCACAUAAAGAAAGCGAAGUUGAAAAUCAAGUGGAAGCAAUUGAAUCAGGAAUUGAAAAAAUUGAAUCGCUGUUGAAACGAAACUCCAGCACUGAAAUCCUAGGAUUCAAUAAAACAUUUUAUACAAUCCUGCAGCAACAGAGCACCGAGGAAAACCGUGACACCGAAUGUGUUCCCCGCUUUACUUUCACUAAAAGUGAAAAACUGUUUAACGUGUUAAACGAUGAAGGGAUAGGUAAUGUAACAACUUUUUUUAGCCAACCUAAAACGGCGCAAACAUCAUGAAUUAUGGAAUAAAGGAAGAUGUAAAGAAUCAACCAUAAGAGGACACAAAAAAUUUGAGCCCCAAAAGGGAUUCGAACCCCCGACCCUCCGUUUUCUCUUAUGGUUGAUUCUUUAAAUCUUAUUUUAUUCCCUUUAUUAUAUAAUAUGAGUAAAGUCAUGAAUGGAACGAAAAGAAAGCAGUAAAUUAAUUGCCGGGAGAAAAGGACGGGAAAAUGUUUAGCAAGCGGCUCCUGACACUGACUCAAGCACUGUACACUCUACACACUCGAGCGAGGCUGCAGAAGUGUCUUGGUGUUGUAAAAGGAAAAAACAAAAACAAAAACAACAAAACAAAAAUGAGGGAGGGAGGAUGCGUGUAUUCGGGAGUGUUGGGUGUCUUGGUAAGGUCGUCAAAGGGUAAAAUGUGGGCUUUCCUGUGAAGAAAUGGUUCCUUCCGCUUUAUCGCAUAAUUAUGCUUAAACAGUGUAAAGCUGUGCCUAACGCGUUUUUUGUGUGUUACAUACCCCAAUGCCACCAUCAAAUGCGAAUUCGAUCUACCUAAGCCUAGGCCAGCGGUAUCACAGGGCAGUCAGUCCUUUAUUUAGACAAAACCAAAGUGAAUACACUUCAAGGCUGAAACUGUUGAAGCAUCAAAAGCAUCUACUUAUAACUCAGAAAUAUGUCAAAACAGAAUAACUUAGUUAGGGUACAUGUGUAACUGAUAGACAUAGAAAAAAACAUUUUUAGAAACAUUGCAGUAUGAUCCUCUUUCUUCACUUUCUUGGAGCACCCAUCUUCUUUUAAUCUACUUAUCGCCAGUCCGGUCUCUACCAAAAUAUUUUCUAAUUAUUUCUAUAUAGUUAAUGAGUAUGCAGAUUAAAAAUUUUUAGAAUUGCAUAUAUCAGUUAUGGUAGAUAACUGCUGCUAAAAUACGUCAAAAAGUGCAAAGUAACUCUGUUGUGGUUGUUUAUCAUGAUCAUUACGUAAUAACGGUUGGCAUUCACUGUGCGUCACAAGGAAAAACCGAUAUUGGUGUUUCAGAACGGUUAUUUCGCCACAGUAUUUCAAAGCGUAGGUUGUUCCCAAUAGGCCAUUUGCACUAAGAGGCACGUGACAUCGUUUUUAUGAAAAUGAAAGUUACAUGAUUUUGCCUUCGAAAAACGAUUAGUGGGUCAUAUCUUAAACAAAAUAAUAGUCAUUUGGUUUUUCAAACCCGCACCAUUUUCUUAAAAUGAAUAAGUUCGUAAAUGGUCACGUGACCAAAAUGUGAUUUUUAAAAUUAUGAAUUAUCUCUCUCUGAACACAAAUUUUGCACUUAAACUUCAAGGAAAAUGUUGAAAAGAUGAUGUGAUAACGUUUACAGCAGAUCUGAGCGUAACUAUGAAAGGUUGAACAAGAUAUAAGCAAGAAGUAGUUUUGGCCGCCGUGAUGGAGGGCAAAAGCAUGCCCUCCAACAUGGCGGCCAAUACAAAUCAUACUUCUUUGCUGAAAAAUCAAAGUGCCAUAAAAUAUCUCCCUUAAGUGCGUUUCCUCUCAAAUUUCGGGUGUAAGAUAAUUUUUGUGUGCUCUAACAGUUUUUGGCAUCAGCAAGAUUCCAACUCAUUGUUUAAAGGAAGCAUUGGUCACGUGACCUCUUAGUGCAAGUGGCCUAUCUUUUCCAUGGAUAUAAAGACCUUGCUGGACAAUCUUCAUGAUGAGGUAUCCUGCCCUGUGUGUAUGUGUACAUUCACUGAUCCAAAGCAGUUGCCUUGUUUGCACAGUUUCUGUCUUCAAUGCCUGAACGAUAUUCAGCGAUCGAGCGGCGUCCAUGGCCAAAUUACAUGCCCCGAGUGCAGGAGACAGUUUCAGAUCCCUGGAAGUGGAACUCCCAGCGAACUUCCAACCAAUUUUCGUAUCAACAGUUUGCUAGAUGUCCUGACAAUUAAAGAGUGCAGUACAGCUAACGUGAAAUGUGGAAACUGCGACAAAAGGAGUGCCCAGACCUUAUAUUGCUUCCAGUGUUGUUCUUUCUGGUGCGAGGAAUGUAUUUUAGGACAUAACAUAAUACGCACCAAUAAAGAACACAAAACACUGGCACUGAAAGAUUUUCAAGAUCAAGACAUCGAGGCCGUGUUACAGCGACCAGCAUUUUGCCAAAAGAAACUUCACGAAAAAGAAGAGCUUACGUUCUUUUGCAAGGACUGUAAAGUGGCCAUUUGCAACACUUGUGCUGUAACACUUCAUGAUGGUCACGGGAAGAUGCUGUUGCAAGAAGCUAUAGAUGCACGCAAGACGCAGAUCAGCUCCGUGAUUAAAUCUUUCAAAGACAAGGCACUGGAAAAACGAAAGGAAGUGGAGCAAUUGAAGAAAAGGAGCACGGAAGUUCACGACCAGGUUGCUGACGUGAAAAGCCAAGUACAGAGGAAUGUAGACCAAAUAACUGCAAUUAUAAGAGUAAAGAAACAGAAUCUUUUUGAUACAGUUGAUUAUCAUGCGAAAAAAUCACUCGAAUCUCUCCAACAGAAAAAAAACGAAUUGGAAAAUCAAGCGAGAAUAAUUGAAUCUGCGAUUGAAAAAACUGAAUCUUUGUUGAAACGCAGCUCCAGUACUGAAAUCCUUGGAUUCAGUGAAACAUUUGAUACAAUCCUACAAGAAGAGCGCACCAUUGAAAAUCGUAACUCAGCUGAAUCUAUCCCGGCUCGGUUUAGUUUCAAUAAAAGUGAAAAUCUAAUUGAGAUUUUGAACAGUGAAGGGAUAGGUGACGUAAAAGUUGUUUCUAGCGAAACUAAAGCGAAACGAUCAGAGGCUGGAUGUGAACAAAGCAGUGAGGUAUUUGAUGAAAAUAGGAAACCUCAAGUUCGCCGGGCUAGUCAGGGUUCUAAAAGAGCAGACUUUCGGCGCGGUAGUCAAUGUUCUGUUGACAGUCUGGUAGCACAAUCGAUGUAUUUCAUAAAGCAAUCAUUUGGACAAAAGGGUAAGUCUUUUGGAAUGCUUUACAAUCCUUACGGUGUGGCAGUGAAUGGUCAUGAUGAAAUUGCUGUGACUGAAAACUCUAACCACAGGGUUUCAGUGUUUAGUAGUGACGGUACCCACUUAAGAUCGUUUGGAAAAAAAGGCAAGAGCUACGGUGAGUUCCAGUACCCUACAGGAAUCGCUUUUGAUAGUCUUGGUAACAUUGUAGUUGCAGACAAUGAAAACCACAGGGUACAAAUCUUUGAUGGCAAUGGUAAUUUUCUGAGAGCGUUUGGUAAACCAAAAAGUCGUGCGGACUACCAGCUUAAAUGCCCUGAAGGUCUGUCAAUAAACGACAACGAUGAUAUUAUCGUUGCUGAUACCGGCAACCAGUUGAUCAAGAUAUUUUCUUCUAGCGGGGAGUAUUUACGCAAAUUUGGCGGACCAGGUUUUUUUGCCUCUCCUUGUCACUGUAUCCAACACGGGCAAUAUCUUAUAGUUUCAGACUGCAGUAACCAAACUAUUAAACUGUUUAAACAUGAGGGAAAGUUUAUUUCUAAAUUUGGAAGGGAGGGGCAUAAGUCUGGUGAGCUGAAUAAGCCUCGUUACUUGUCAGUUAACAAAGAAGGAUUGCUAAUGGUGUGUGAUUCAGGAAAUCACAGGGUUCAGGUAUUUGAAUUGAGUGGAAAGUUUGUUACAAAGUUUGGAAGUAAAGGCAACGAGAAAGGGGAGUUUAAGCAUCCAAAUUCUACAGCAAAUCUUAGUGAUGGAAGGGUGGCAGUGUGUGACGGGGAUAACCAUCGAAUCCAGAUAUUUGGCUGAUCAAAUGUGAUUUAAUUUUAUCUUAAGAUUCAGUCACUUAAAAUUGAGAUGUGCUGUUGUUCUCAGUGACUCGUAUUUUUUGGAGGAAAAAUAUAUUUUUUUGUAGUUUAGUUUCUUGGCCUUUCUUAAUUUGCAUGGUAGCAUCGCUGAUCUGCUGGGUGAGCUUAGUCAUAACUUGUAUAAAUACUUAACAAAAUAAUACAAAUUAUACUCAGGUUUUUGAUUGGUAAAUAUAUUUUUGACAACCUUUUUAGUGUUAAUGUUGUUUAAUCUGUUAAGUAGUGCAACUAGUGUAGGGGUUCACAUUAAAAAAAAAAACAGUUUCACGGAUGCAUGGUCACCUUUCUUAUAGGGCGCUCAUUCAAGUAGGUUAUUUUUUUUAGUCCACAUAAACAAUAACGCAAUUAUUUUGAAUGUGGUUGCGUGUAUCAUAUAUGCCAAUAUAUAAAACAAUAGACUGCGAGCAAUCGUUUAAUUUUCUUUAAAGAUCAGUGGGUGGCGUAUUUAUGCGUACCACACUAGAAGCGACUAGAAAUUACGCGGAACGAGCCAUAACCGCGCAAAGCUCGCUUGUUAAAAAGUUUGUAUGCAGUUUAAUAUAGAACACUGAGAGGAUUUAUAGUUAAAACUGUAGAUUAUGUUUGCUUAGAAUUAGAGUGAUUUUACUUGAACCGUGAAUUAAAGAAGAUAAUAUUAAGCAACUACUGUAGAGCAAAAUAGCAACAAAUGAACAAAAGAAGACAAUAGAAUUAGUGCAUAAUAGUACGUAGUAUUCUACCACCUAUUUCACGGCUUAAGUACGUAAAAUCACUCUAGUCUGAUGUGGAAAUUUUAGGGGCUUAUACCUUUUAACAAUAUUUCCUGAUAACGGUUGUGUACUGGCUAUUACGGCUUUGUACUAAACAUGGUGUAAUAACUAUUACCAUAAAUUUGUAAUAAACUAGUAAUUUCAUUGGACGCUUGCUUGGUUCGUUUUCCACGAAAACGUUUAUUCCUUUUUACCUAUUCCGUCCCGGAGGUUUGGCCAAAAAAGGUUAAAGCACUAUCUAGACAAAAAAAAACCGAAAACUACCCAAAACGUCUUUUAUUCGUGCAUGUUUAUAAAUCCGCUUGCCUUCGUUACCUUUUUGAAAUAUAUGCAUUUAUUACCAAGCGUGCGGUUAAGAUGGCUAAAUGUUGGCCAAAGUUCGUUUCUCUUUAGAAUACAAGGUGUGCCACCACCUUCCCCUCCCUAGACAUUUUUACAGGGCGAUUGUGAGGUCCUGCGUUGCCGCGAUGGAGCAUUUUUCAUCAUAGGUCUUUUAGGGCAUAGAGAAUUUGUUUUCGUGGAAUUUCACCGAGUCUUUUUCUUUUUAUCCUUUUUAAAAUAAAAACUUAAAUCAGGCAUCAGUAAACUUGGUAAGUGGAGCAUGAAGGAAGUCAUAGUUUUGAAUACUAAAGCCUAUACUCCUCAAGGCGUAAAAAAAUGUUGUAAGUCAGAAAUAUGUCAAAAACGAACUAUAUUUUUGUUAAGUAGACCCAUAAUAGACUUCCGUACCAUCCUCAUUCUAGGGGGGCCCUCUUUAAUUUCAGUCUUCCAAUCGGCAGUCUCUAUUUACGAUUAGAAAUGGAUGUGUGUCAGUAUAAAACGUUCUGAGAGAAUGUGUAAAAAAGUUUAAAUUUAAUAGUUUACGAUUUUGUUAGCAGAUAACAAUUCUCGGAAGUAAAUAUAUCAACAAUAGCACUCAGCUAAUUGCUAAUGCUAAGCUAUGCAGGAUAUUUUUAGAUUCCUUGGCAAAUACGUCAUAUCAAGGGAAAGAAGUCUGUUUGAUUGGUUAUAAAAAUCAUAAAAACGCUUAGUCCGGGUCACUGGAAAGGCCCCGGUAUUGUUCUUCGGCACGUAGCCGUUUCUUUAAUCAUCAAUACAUGUACAAGACUACAGUAUUUCAAAACUCGCUUUGUUACCGAUCUUUUCCAUGGAUAUAAAAACCUUGCUGGACAAUCUUAAUGAUGAAGUGUCCUGUUCUGUUUGCAUGUGCCCAUUCACUGAUCCAAAGCAGUUGCCUUGUUUGCACAGUUUCUGUCUUCAAUGCCUGAACAGAAUUCAACGAACGAGCGGCGUCCAUGGCCAAAUUACAUGCCCCGAGUGCAGGAGACAGUUUCAAAUCCCUGGAAGUGGAAAUCCCAGCGAGCUUCCAACCAAUUUUCGUAUCAACAGUUUGCUAGAUGUCUUGGCAAUUAAGGAGUGCAGUACAGCUAACGUGAAAUGCGGAAACUGCGACAAGCGGAGGACCCAGACUUUAUAUUGUUUCCAAUGUUGUUCUUUCUGGUGCGAGGAAUGUAUUUUAGGACAUAACAUAAUACGCACCAAUAAAGAACACAAAACUCUGGCACUGAAAGAUUUUCAAGAUCAAGAUAUCGAGGCCGUGUUACACCGACCAGCAUAUUGCCAAAAGAAACACCAUGAGAAAGAAGAGCUCAAGAUAUUUUGCAAAAAUUGUCAAGUCGCCAUUUGCAACACUUGUGCUUUAACACUUCAUGAACGUCAUAGCAAAAUGCUUUUGCAAGCAGCUACAGAUGCCCGCAAGACACAGAUAAAUGCCCUGAUAAAUUCUUUAAAGAAUAAAACACUAGAAAAACGAAAGGAGGUCGAAGAAUUGCUCCAAAAGAGCAAGGAAGUUCAAGAGCAGGUAGCCGAAAUAAGAAACCAAGUGCAGACGAAUGUAGACCAAAUGAUUGAAAUCAUCCGAGCAAAGAAACAGGAAGUCUUUGAUGCAAUCAAUAAGCAAGCGAAAGUAUCACUGGAAUCUCUCACAGAGAAAAAACACGUACUUGAAAAUCAAAUAACAACAAUUAACUCUGCAAUUGAACAAACGGAAUCUUUGUUGAACCGAAGCUUCAAUACUGAAAUCCUUGGAUUCACUGAAACAUUUGAUACAAUCCUAAAGGAACAGGGCACCCAAGGAAACAGUGAAUCUGAAAGUAUUCCUCGGUUUAGUUUCACUAAAAGCGAAAAACUGAUUAACCUGUUAAGCAUGAGCGAGGGGAUAGGUAAUGUAGAAUUUGUUUUUAGCGAAACUAAAGCUCAACAAUCAGAAGCUGAACGUGAAGAAAGCGGUGAAGUAUCUAGUGAAAACAUUAGAGCAAAAUUUGGCCGUGGAGGUUCUUUUGCGGAACCCAAGGUACAAACCAAUCAAUUGAGACGGAAAUCAUUUGGACAAAAGGGUAAGUCUUUUGGAAUGCUUAACGAACCCUGGGGGAUAGCAGUGAAUGGUCUGGAUGAAAUUGCCGUGACUGAAUACUGUAACCACAGGGUUUCAGUGUUUAGUAGCGACGGAACCCACUUAAGAUNAACAAUUAACUCUGCAAUUGAACAAACGGAAUCUUUGUUGAACCGAAGCUUCAAUACUGAAAUCCUUGGAUUCACUGAAACAUUUGAUACAAUCCUAAAGGAACAGGGCACCCAAGGAAACAGUGAAUCUGAAAGUAUUCCUCGGUUUAGUUUCACUAAAAGCGAAAAACUGAUUAACCUGUUAAGCAUGAGCGAGGGGAUAGGUAAUGUAGAAUUUGUUUUUAGCGAAACUAAAGCUCAACAAUCAGAAGCUGAACGUGAAGAAAGCGGUGAAGUAUCUAGUGAAAACAUUAGAGCAAAAUUUGGCCGUGGAGGUUCUUUUGCGGAACCCAAGGUACAAACCAAUCAAUUGAGACGGAAAUCAUUUGGACAAAAGGGUAAGUCUUUUGGAAUGCUUAACGAACCCUGGGGGAUAGCAGUGAAUGGUCUGGAUGAAAUUGCCGUGACUGAAUACUGUAACCACAGGGUUUCAGUGUUUAGUAGCGACGGAACCCACUUAAGAUCGUUUGGCAAGAAAGGUAAGAGCAAUGGUGACUUCCAAUACCCUACAGGAAUCGCUUUUGAUAGUCUUGGCAACAUUGUGGUUGCAGACAAUGAUAACCACAGGGUGCAAAUCUUUGAUAGUAAUGGCAACUUUCUUAGUAAGUUUGGUAAGGAAAAAAGUCGUGACCACCCCCCGCUCAAAUGUCCUGAAGGUUUGUCGAUAAACGGCAAUGGUGAUAUCAUUGUUGCUGAUACCGGUACCCAAUUAAUCAUGAUAUUUUCUUCUAGUGGGGAGUAUUUACGAAAAUUUGGCGGACCACGUUUUUUCCUCACUCCCUAUCACUGUAUCCAACUUGGACAAUACUUUGUAGUCUCAGAUUGCAAUAACCAUUCCAUUAAAAUAUUAAAUCUUGAGGGAAAGUUUAUUUCUAAAUUUGGGAAGGAGGGGAACCGGGAUGGA
Molecule: messenger RNA, 9071 nt
Organism: Porites evermanni
Lineage: Eukaryota; Metazoa; Cnidaria; Anthozoa; Scleractinia; Poritidae
Source: the annotation of a GenBank genome assembly